This is a messenger RNA of Closterium sp. Naga37s-1, 786 nucleotides long. The record is from the annotation of a GenBank genome assembly. Lineage: Eukaryota; Viridiplantae; Streptophyta; Zygnematophyceae; Desmidiales; Closteriaceae.
AUGGUGAUGGAGAAAUCGAAGCGAGCGCGCGCGAGCGAUGCGGGCGGGAAAGAGGCUAAGAAGGCUGCGGUGGAGAACGGACAAGCUGCACCGACAAUGGCGGAGGAGAAGCUAGCGGAAUUCGUGGAGAAGAUGCGGAAACUGCACGAGGAGAUCGAGGAGGUGACGGACAAGGCGACCGAGGAGGUGCUGGAGGUGGAGCGCUCGUUUGUGUCACAACGCCGGAGGCCGCUGUACGAUAAGCGCAAGGCCGUGCUCGAUAAGAUCCCGCACUUCUGGCAGAACGUGCUGUGCAACUGCGGUGCCAUACGUCACAGCACGGUGGAGCAGGAUGUGAAGGUGUUGGACCACCUCACGAGUCUAGACGUGGAGGAAUGCAAGGAGGAGGGCGAUAUUGGCUACACCAUCACCAUGACGUUCAGUCCGAAUCCGUUUUUCAGCAACGAGACACUCACACGGUCGCUGAUAAUGCAAGAUGAGCUCACUCUGCGCGUCACAGGCACUCGCAUCAACUGGAAGGAGGGGCAGGACUACACAGCAGGCAUCAAGGCAUAUGUGGACGAUGAGGAGGAGGAGGAGGAGGAGGGGGGGGAAGAGGGCAAGGAGCAGCUCGUCAGUUUGUUCAGCUGGAUGGCAUUGGACGACGAUUAUCCCAUCUCUGCCACGUGUCUUCCCACUCACCUUUACUCUCCUCCCCUCUCCGCUCCCUCCCCCGUUGCACCCCUCUCCCUUUCCUGCCUCCUCGCGCUGCAGUUUGUUCAGCUGGAUGGCAUUUGGGGACGAUGA